This is a messenger RNA of Notodromas monacha, 1247 nucleotides long. NCBI's taxonomy places the organism in Eukaryota, Metazoa, Arthropoda, Ostracoda, Podocopida, Cyprididae. The record is from the annotation of a GenBank genome assembly.
AUGACGACGAAAGGCAGAAAGAAACCUUUGCAUCAGCACCAAGGAUUUCUUCAGCAGGUCCUUUGUGCAUCCGUUUGGUCUGUGAUUGGAACAGUCGUGGGAACGGGUCUAGGAUUUUCGGCGGUAGGCUUGACUUCCUUCGAGCAGGAUGAAAACGCGCCCUUCGUCAUGGGCAACGCCGAGAAAUCUGUAGUCAACAGCCUUUCAUUACUCUCGAUGAUGGUCGGAUCCAUUGCUGGCCACUAUAUGUCGUCGAUGGCUGGUCCUCGGAUGAACAUCACCUUGCUGCUCAUGCCUCUGAUAGCGAGCUGGGUUUUACUUGCCUUCAGUAAGAGCCUGACACUGUUCUUCGUUUCCCGCGCUAUUCUCGGCAUCUGUGGAGGCGUUGCAAUGCCGAUCGGCCAAAUAUACUUGUCGGAGAUCGCUUCACCGGAAACGCGCGGGUUCAUUUCAUCGACUUCGAUGCUGAGUCAAUACAUGACACUGCUCACUGUCAGUGUGGCGGCAAUCUUCCUGCCAUGGCGCGAUUUGGCCCUCUUGAGUGCGGCUCUGAUGCUAGCGCUUCUCCUGGUUUCUUUCGCAAUUCCGGAAUCACCCACAUGGUUGCUCCGUAGGGAUGCAAGGAGGCAGCAAAAAAAGCUUUGCAGUGGAAUCGGCAUGACGAAGGCGGAUCUCGUCAAUAACUUGGGAACCAUCGCACGUUCUGGAACAAAGGCCUUCAUGAAAGCUCUUCAAGCCAGAGCUGACAUCUCUAUGAUCAGUCAAUUCGGUGUGGGCUUCUACUCCGCAUACCUGUUUGCUGAUCGUGUCACUGUCUCAUCUAAGCGCAACGAUGACAAUCGGUACCUCUGGGAAUCUUCUGCUGGUGGUUCUUUCACCAUUCGUCCCAACCAGGGCGAAUAUGAAUUUUUGAAAGGACAUGACGCGUGAGCAUUGGUAGAGCCUAACCUGACAAAAUUGGACUCUUAUUUUUUCUUCAAGCAUUCCAAAAGUGCCACUAAUGUGCCCAGUAAGCACCAUAAAUGUGAGGGAAAAACGCACCAGAACUCACCCACACAGAACUCACUGCACUGCCAACCCUGUCAGACUGCCACAAACAAAUGGCAAUGGUGACUGUGAAAUCUUGAGCACUUGACGCACUGACGCCCGGUCGGGUCCGGGAAGAUGAUUUACGAGAUGGCCAGAGAUCAAGGGAUCCACAGACUCUUUACUUCUUAGGUGUUACUUUUCUUGUUGCACUGAUUUUG